Messenger RNA from Nannochloropsis gaditana CCMP526, 1354 nucleotides. Its product is annotated as oxidoreductase domain protein. The transcript is spliced from 13 exons. Gene Ontology annotation, molecular function: nucleotide binding; oxidoreductase activity. Bases 17 to 1336 code for a protein of 439 amino acids. Gene Ontology annotation, cellular component: cytoplasm. The record is from RefSeq and is a predicted model, not a curated record. Gene Ontology annotation, biological process: NADPH regeneration.
ACAGGCGUUCUUCAUCAUGCGUCUCUCGUUCAGCUUUUUCUUGGCCGUCGCGGCGACCACCCAGGCUUUUGUCCCUGGUCCCGUCCGCCUCCCUUCAAGAGGCGCGUCUCUUAUGGCCCCAGAAGUCGGGCGUACAGCUGGCUGGAGCCGCCUCAUGGCCAUGAAAGAUGUCGGUGUAGGGAUAAUCGGUGCCGGUCGCAUUGGCAUCGUGCACUUGGAAGCUCUAGCUGGCUGCCCCAGCGCCAUCCCGGUUAUCAUCUCCAACCCCACUGUGGCGAAGGCUCAAGAGGCGGCCGUCAAAUUCAAUGCCAGGGAGUUCACAGAUGACGCAAUGAAGGUGAUCCAGCACCCAGACGUAGAUGCUGUGUGGAUCUGCUCUCCUUCUCAAUAUCAUGCCGACCAGAUCAAGGCCUGUGCAGCGGCCGGCAAGCAUGUUUUCUGCGAGAAGCCCAUUGCGACGGGCCUUGCUGAGACGAUCGAGGCCAUCAAUACCUGCCGCGAGGCGGGCGUCAAGCUCAUGACAGCCCUUCAGCGCCGCUUCGACCCGAAUUUCGCCCGAGUCAAGCGAGCCAUUCUCGAAGGAGAAGUCGGUAACGUGGUCAGCGUGAAGCUCACGUCCCGCGACCCCUCUCCCCCGCCCUUCGAGUACGUCCGAGGCGGGGGUGGCAUCUUCAAGGACAUGGCGGUGCACGACCUUGACAUGUCUCGCUUCCUGAUGGGCACCGAGCCCGAGUCCAUCCUGGCGCUCGGCUCCUGCCACAUCGACGAACGGAUCGGCUCCCUCCCCGGCGCCGAAGCCUUCGACACGGCUGUGGUCAUCGUCAAGUACCCGGGCGGCAAGACCGCCACCAUUGACGUGUGUCGCCAGGCCCCGUACGGCUAUGACCAGCGGGCGGAGGUUUUGGGCCUGAAGGGCAUGAUUGCCACCGACAACAUGUACCCCAACACGGCACGCAUCUUUACCAAGGACUCGACGCGUAACGCGGACUUGCCCUACGACUUUUUCAUGUCCCGCUACAAGGACGCCUAUCUGCAGGAGACUAAGGAAUUCGUCAAGUGCCUCUCAGAGGACGGACCGGUCCCCUGCACAGGGGAGGACGGCCUCAUCGCCCUGGUCAUGGCUAUCGCGGCGGAGAAAUCGGCUCUUGAGGGCCGGUGGGUGGAUUUCAAGGAGAUUCCUAUCAACGCCAUCCAUUGCGAUCCCUCGGGGACACACUGCGAGCUGAACGAGAUGGAGGCUUCUUCGAUGAACGGAGGCCGGAAGCGGGAGGCGGUCAAAGGAUGGAUUAAGGACGCCGUGUCCUUCAUUAAGAAGGAGACGGCCACAGGGGCCUGAAGAGAGAGGGAGGAGGAG